CAUUAGUCACAAUCCACUACCUCUCAACGAGGAGAAAGAGAGGCAUUCACAAUACAAUUUCCGUGUCUCUCUCUGUGUGUGGGUAGAGCAGGAGUAGUGUAGAACUGUAGUAGGAGAAAGAAGUUGUGUGAAGCGGACCAACCCUUCUGAAACAUAGGAAGAAGAAGAAGAAGAAGAAGAUUAUGGGGAUACUGCACGACGACGUAGUGAUUAUCAGGGAGGCAGAGAAAGAAGGUGAAAGCACUGUAAUAACAGUCAACUGCCCCGACAAGACCGGUCUCGGUUGUGAUUUGUGUCGUAUAAUUCUCUUCUUCGGUCUUAGCAUUGUACGGGGAGAUGUGUCCACCGAUGGAAAAUGGUGCUACAUAGUUUUCUGGGUGGCGGGGAAGCAAAGGACUAGUUGGAGUUUGUUGAAGAAGAGGCUAAUUGAGGCGUGUCCUUCUUGUUCCUCAGCUUCUGGGAUUUCGUAUUACCGUUCAGAAUUGCAGCCUCCUAAGCCCUCUGAUGUGUUCCUCUUGAAAUUUUGUUGCCAUGAUCGAAAAGGCCUUUUACAUGAUAUUACAGAGGUUCUUAGUGAGCUAGAGCUCAUCAUACAUAAAGUGAAGGUUUCUACUACACCUGAUGGCAGAGUGGUGGAUCUGUUUUUCAUCACGGAUACCAGGGAACUUCUACACACAAAGAAGAGAAGAGACGACACAAUUGAACAGUUGUCAGUUGUUUUGGGGGAUCCCUCAAUUACCAUUGACAUUGAAUUGGUUGGCCCAGAAAUUACUGCUUCUUCUCAAGCAUCUUCUUUCCUUCCUAGUGCAAUCACAGAAGAUAUCUUUGAUUUGGAAUUACCUGCUUCAUUACAAAGCGGGACUUCCACAUCUGAUUCUGUUUCUAUUGUAUUGGACAAUUCGUUGAGUCCUGCUCAUACGCUCGUCCAAAUUAUAUGUCCAGAUCACAAAGGUCUUCUUUAUGACAUCAUGAGAACUCUGAAGGACUACAAUAUUCAGAUUUCUUAUGGGAGAUUCUCAACAAAACCCAGAGGAAAAUGUGAGCUUGACUUGUUCAUAGUGCAAGCAGAUGGGAAAAAAAUAGUUGACCCCAACAAGCAGAAGUCUUUGUCAUCACGCCUUAGGACUGAACUACUUCGUCCCUUCAGAGUAACCGUUGUAAGCAGGGGCCCUGAUACGGAGCUGCUGGUUGCAAACCCUGUGGAGUUAUCUGGCAAAGGACGACCCCUUGUUUUCUAUGACAUUACUCUUGCUCUCAAAAUGCUUGGCCCCGGCAUCUUCUCGGCUGAAGUUGGAAGACACGUGAUUGGAGAUAGGGAGUGGGAAGUUUACAGAAUCUUGCUUGAUGAGGGGGAGGGUUCAUCUGUUCCGAGGAACAAGAUUGAGAAAGGAGUUUGGAAGAUGUUGAUGGGUUGGGUGUGAUUCUUGGCUGGUGGCAUUGUUCAUCUCGGAUGAACCUGUUACUGUGUACAGAUAAGAUGAUUAUCAUAUGUAGUUAUGAUAUGUAGUAACUUGUUGUAACGAAGAAAUGUAUAUUGUGCAAAUAGUGGUCGUGUUCACGCUGUAUUUUUGGAGCUUUUGUAAUUUUAACUUAGCGUAGAAAGAAGGGCAGUAGCAACUAGCAAGUAUAGGGGAAAAAGGAGAAAGAAAGGUGGAUUCUUUAGAGUAUUUAUAACAGAAAGUGAACUAUUGUAAAAUGGUUA
This is a messenger RNA of Vigna radiata var. radiata (mung bean), 1702 nucleotides long. Its product is annotated as ACT domain-containing protein ACR10. The record is from RefSeq and is a predicted model, not a curated record. The coding region runs from base 183 to 1421 and encodes 412 amino acids. NCBI's taxonomy places the organism in Eukaryota, Viridiplantae, Streptophyta, Magnoliopsida, Fabales, Fabaceae. The transcript has 6 exons.